CAGCGACACGUACCAGUAUUUCCUCCGGGAUUUCGACAGCACCGACGGCACGUGGGUGCGGAUCCGAUGGAACCGCUCCAUAGAGAUAUCCCCUGGCCAGCAGAUGACCGUGGGCGGCACCAUGAUCCAGGUCAACGAGGGUGCUGCCAUCCCACCAGAGGAGGAGGUGCAGCAGUGGCUCGCGACGUACAACUUGCAGCAGCUGGCGGCGCGGCUGAACGAGAGCGGCCUGCACAGUCUGGUCGACGUCGCGACUAGGCUCGGCUCGGUUAUGGAGCUGGCCGGCGAGAUGUCCGAGCAGGAGCGGACCGACCUGAAGUCCGCGCUAGACGAGCUCGGCAAGAUGUGGCCCAGCGCUGGCUACCCGCGCCACUCGUUGUCGUUCUGCGUCCUGCCAGAGGAGGGAUCGUCGGACGAGCCGAAGGAGAUUGCGUCCAUGGCUUGGCAGGGCGGCACGAUCGCCCUGGCUCCGAACGGCGUUGCCGAGGAGGAGUUCGACGACGAGCCGGAGAGCAACGUGGCGCGGCCGCGCAAGGACGUCACAGUCGGUUGCGUCGCGGUUCAGGGCUGGGAGAAGUGCGAAUGGCUGCGGGUGGGCUACUCCUACGGCCGCUACUACGUCCACCUGGGCGAGCGGUCCGCCGAGUCGACCCAGAAGGGGUGGGUGAGGCUCCAGAAGCAGCAGAGCCACUGGCUGCAGCCGCACGACUUCUUCCGCAUCGGCGAGCUCGAGUUCUCGGUGAUGCGCUUCAACGCCGCGGUGCACUCGGCGCAGGGGUUCCGGGCCACGAUGGAGGACGAGGACAUCGUGCUGCAGGACCUGGCCACGUCCUGCUGGCGGAACUGCUCGUACUUCGGCAUCUACGAUGGCCACGGCGGCCGAGACUGCGUUUCCUACGUGCGCCAGAAUCUCCACAGCAACAUCGUGCAGGCCCUGAACGACCGGGGCGGGCUCGAUAAGUCGGAGAAGGUGCACCAUGACAUGUACGAGAGCCUGGUCGAGGGCUUCCGUGAGACGGACAAGCAGUUCCUGCGCAUGGCGCGGGCGGUGGAGGGCCUGAACGGCGGC
Messenger RNA from Prorocentrum cordatum, 1069 nucleotides. Lineage: Eukaryota; Dinophyceae; Prorocentrales; Prorocentraceae. The record is from the annotation of a GenBank genome assembly.